CGUGAGGGAUGGUCGUGUGAUAUGUAUAUUUAUAAUAUUAAAGUUUUUAUUGCCGCUUUAGGAUCGCGUUUAUGUGCUUUUCACUUUAAAGAGUGCGAAAUUAUAUAGUGUGUGGAUGUGUUGUGAUAUUAUUUGGAGAAUUGUAUAUAGAUAACUUUGGACAUCUUUAAGAAGACUUAUUAGAUAUAUUAAAAUGGAGCUGCGAAUAAUUGGAAUCCUAUAUAUAAUUGUCAUAAUGGCUUUAGCCAAUGAAAUGUCGGCCGUCCAACCCAGGGACAACACUAAACGACGAACAAAAGAAAAGGGAGGAUUUCAAAAGAACAUCUGUGAUAUCACUGAUAGGGACUCAAAAGUUCACUGCUACUGCGAGAACACGAGAGAGCCAAGGAACGCAACAAAGGCCGAAUGCUGGGUAUUCAAUGGAGGUAUUCCCAGGGAUGACCUCAUCUGGCAAAGUUUCGCGUCACAACCAACUUUGCAAACUUUGUCUUUCAACAUCCGCGUUGACGGCGCGUUAGGCUACGUGCCAACCAAAGCUCUCCAGUACUUACAGAAACUUCGAUCCAUAAACAUAAAGUAUGGAAACAUAGUUGACAUCGCCCCCCUCGCAUUUGCAAACCUAACUAACCUGAAAGAAGUAUCGUUGUCUCAGAACCAAAUCGAAACCUUGCAACCGUUUGCAUUUGCGCAUUUACCCAAUAUCACAGUUAUCAAUUUGGAGGAAAACACGAUACUCGAAAUUGGAAAAGAUUCUUUCAUUGAUCUCCCUAAGCUGCAAAAGCUGGUUCUGACGAAAAACAAUAUAACAACGAUUAGCAACGGGGCAUUCCAGCACACGUUCAAUCUCUUGGAAUUGGACCUGAAUAAAAACAGCAUAUUCCAUCUAAACCGUCACACGUUUGAUGGAUUGGCGAACUUGCGGAAAUUGGAUCUGAGGAAGAAUCGUAUUUACAAUUUGACCGAAUUCACGUUCGCCGAAUUGUGGAAUUUACAAGAGUUACUUUUGGGGAAGAAUGAAAUAAAGUAUAUAUCUGCGAGGGCGUUCGACGGUCUGUCCCAGCUGCGGAAGUUGUCCCUUGACGACAAUAAACUGGCCGCUAUACCCCCGGGCUUGUUUGAAGGAGUGCGGGGCCUUAGUUCCCUCGACCUGCGUUCGAAUGAGCUCCACGCGUUAACUUUCGACAAUAUAAAGCCCAUAUUGGAUAAUUUGAAACCUCUAAAUAGCAAUUUGCUUCUUGAAGAGAACAACUUCGUCUGUGACUGCAGGCUGAAAUGGAUGCAUUCAUUACGAAACGAGACAAAAAGUCAAAGCACUAAAGACUCCCUUGAUGGCGUGACCUGCAAAAUGGAUCCACCAAUCGUCAGCUCGGCGUAUAACAAAAUGGACGAUAAAAUUAAUUACAUCCAGGACACGGCGAAACAAAACACGACGGACGAAAUCUCAAAGAAGGGCGUGAAACGGAACGUUUUGAAAAUUCCCACUGAAACAUUACCGUGUCGCAAAGAAACUAUUAAAACAACAGAAAUGCCGUUUAUCGUGGAUCCCGUUAUACCAAUUCAAAAUGAAAUGAAAACUUUCAGAUUUCAUGAAAUGAAUUCAGCCUGUGGAGUUUCGCUCUCAGCUCUGUUGCUAUGGGCCGCGUCUUUUGUUUUCUUUUUUACUUAGAGUGUCUAUUGCAUACUGGAAUAUUACUAAAACUUCAGUAAAAACACCAUAGGAUCGUCAUUAUGUAUGAGGUAUAGACUUUUAGCGUAAUCUUAUGUAAAUAUUUGUCGUGAAACUGUAUAUAAAAAUAUUUAAAUUAACCAGAUUUUGGUUCAACGGAAAUUCAAUUAGCAAUUAAUUAAGUUUAAUUUGGAAGUUAACAUUUUUCAAGUAGGUCAUGAAAACAUAAUUGUACAUAAAAAUAGAAUAUAAAUAAUAUAAUAAUUAUUGUAACGUUUGUCAAUAUUUAUAAGUUAAGUAAAUGUUUUUUCAGACCAUUUUUCAUUGAUAUAUGAAUUACUAUGACUUAAUGUCCUACAGUCUCCAUCGCGUCGAUAGAAGACUAAAAAAAAAGUGUCACUAUCAUUGGUAUUUACGACUUAAAUUACUUAAAAACAUAAAGUACUUUAAAUAGCCUGAAGUGUGUUGAAAUAUUGUAAGAGAUUAUUAUUAAUAUUAUUAUUUUUGCCUUUUAGUAAAGCUAGUGUCAUAAGGGAGCUUAUUAUUAUUAAAUAAGAUCUAAAUAAAUAAAUCUGACUAGAUUUAUUUGAAUCGUCAAACGUAAAAAUUUGAUUUAUACUUUUAAUUAAUUUAUAAAUUACAUAAUUUUAAUAAAUCCCUUAAUGCAUGUACUUGUAAUGAUUUUAAGUCGACUUCAAAAACGUUUUCCUUCCUUCGGAUUAUCGUGCAUUUUAUACAAUAACUGGAGUUCUGUCACCAUGAAACCACAAGUAAAUCACAUUUUAUUUUUUCUUGAGUAAAACUACUUAAAAACACUACGUCACAUUUUUACGUUAAUUAAUAUUAUGUCUGACUUUUUUGUAACUAUCAUCGUUACUUGAAUACUAUAAAUUUUAAGUAGCAAUGACAGUAUUGAAAAAUGUCCUCGAUUGAAGACCCCAUCUAUUCUGGGCUACCUGGAAAGUAUAUAUUGAAACAAAUACCAUACAAACAGACAACAUACAGCUCCAACAAAUUGAUGCCUUCCUUUUUUGAAGUCGGUUAAACGCUACGCUGUUUCAAUUUUAUCUUAAACAAUCGAUGUUACCUUUUUAAAACAUUUCGUACUUAAUGUUUGACUAUGUUGUAUAAAAGAUUUUGACAAAGCGUUUUUUGUAUAAAAUAAAUGUGUACAAUUUUUAA
Molecule: messenger RNA, 2848 nt
Organism: Pieris napi
Lineage: Eukaryota; Metazoa; Arthropoda; Insecta; Lepidoptera; Pieridae
Gene: Con
Product: connectin-like
Exons: 4
Coding region: 194-1666 (490 amino acids)
Molecular function (GO): protein binding
Source: RefSeq, a predicted model, not a curated record